Messenger RNA from Phlebotomus argentipes, 1423 nucleotides. RefSeq lists its product as uncharacterized. The record is from RefSeq and is a predicted model, not a curated record. Lineage: Eukaryota; Metazoa; Arthropoda; Insecta; Diptera; Psychodidae. The transcript has 4 exons. Gene Ontology annotation, cellular component: ribonucleoprotein complex. Bases 122 to 1315 code for a protein of 397 amino acids. Gene Ontology annotation, molecular function: mRNA 3'-UTR binding; selenocysteine insertion sequence binding; ribonucleoprotein complex binding. Gene Ontology annotation, biological process: selenocysteine incorporation.
GCAUGCCUCUUGUGGUCGUCGCAUGACAUUCGACGAGUGUCUGGUGGAUCUGCCGCCCGAGGCGCUGGCGGCGUUUUACUGCUUUGGUGUUUGAAAGAGAAAGUUUGUGCAAGACAAAGAGAUGAAUUUCCUACCCCAAACCUGGUCGGGAUAUCUGAAGAAGGAGGGAGCGAGGCAGGAGGAUGAGUCCAGCGAGGUGUCCUGGCCGUCUUUGGGCGAGAAGGAGCAGUGCGACGAGGGGGGAAUGGAGUCGUCCUUGAGAGCGAUGAAGUUGGAGGAUUUGGAGCUGGACACGGUGAUCAGGAGUCUGGAGAGGGACCCUGUGCGCGUGGACGUGAAGCUGGAGAGUGACACGGACGAGGAGCGCGAGGGGAGCAGCGGACCCAGCAAGGUCACGGAGGAAAUCCGGACGGAGCGUCGCCAGCGCAGGAGACAGGCGAAGCAGCUCAAGAGGGACGAGAAGAUCCUGGCGGAGCGCCGGGAGUCCAAGUACAAGCAAGUGCAGCUGAUCAGGCAGAGUGACCUUGAGCGGUACAAGGAUUGCAUCAAGGACACGGCGGCCCGCGAUCGGCCGUCGUGGUUCAGCCGAGGCACCAAGGAUGCCACGUUCUCCUUGGAGGCCUUCAUGGCGGAGAAGCCCAAGUUCCUGACCUGCCCCAAAACCACUGUCAGCAUUCCAGGCGAGAUCGUUCGCCACCGCGGCAAGAAGCAGGAGUUCCCCAAGCCAAAGCCCCGCACCAUGGCCAAGCGGCGCAUCCUGGAGAUCCGGCAGGAGCGCGCCAAGGAGGAGGCCAAGCUCAGCACGCAAUAUCCGCACAGCAGACGCUAUCGCGAGUACUGUGAUCACUUCACCGAGGAGGCGCUCUGCAGUCGCGUGGAGUCCAUCCUGCAGGACCUGUUCCGCUUCCAGGACAGGGCGUUCCACCGCAGCGAGAUCAAGGCGCGCGCCAAGCGCCGCUACGUCGUGGGCUUCAAGGAGGCCAAUCGGAUGCUGGACGUGAAGAAGGUGAGGCUGCUGAUCGUGGCGACGGAUCUGGAGCGGAGUCCCGGCGACGGGGGGCUCGACGAGGCGGUGUACGCGCUGCGCAAGCGGGUGCGGGACGCCGAGGUGCCGUACGUGUUUGCACUGACGCGGCGCGCGAUCGGGAACAUCCUGCAGAAGUCGCCGGCCGUGAGCUGCGUGGCGGUGCUGGACUACAGCGGCGCCAAGGAGAAGGUGGACGAGCUGCUGGAGGUGGUGGACCAGAAGCGCGCCAUGUACAACGACCUGUGCGCCGACUGGGGCACCAUUGACUCUCUGAUCUCGCACAACUGAAACUCUGCUGGCCAAAGAACGCGGUGACACACAUCAAUUGGGGGGUGAGUCUGUGUAGAAACCAAUUCCAAAUGGGGGCAAUAAAUGCACGGCCCGCCACGCGCCCCU